AACCACCAAACCCUAGUGAAUCAAACAAGAAAAAAACAAAAGGUUAGACCAAGUGCCUAAAAAAGUCUAAAUCCUCACCGGAAAUGGCGAAAGAAGGUCUUGGACUCGAAAUAACUGAGCUCCGGCUAGGGCUUCCGGGUGGUAACCCUAAUUCAAUUGAGAAAAAUGAGAAGAAGAGGGUGUUUUCCGAUAUAUCCUCCGGUGAUCGGACUUGUGACCGGAAAACGGAAAAGAAGAAUCAAGUGGUGGGGUGGCCGCCGGUGUGCACGUACCGGAAAAAUAAUAGUUGUAAUGGUGGCAAUGAGGCAUCAAAGAUGUACGUGAAAGUGAGCAUGGAUGGAGCUCCUUUUCUUCGCAAGAUUGAUUUGAAUACUCAUGCAGGCUACCCUGAUCUAGCACUUGCUCUUCAGAAGCUCUUUGGUUGUUUUGGCAUUGGUGAGGUGUUGAAGGAUGCAGAAAGUUCGGAAUUCGUACCAAUCUAUGAAGACAAUGAUGGAGACUGGAUGCUAGUUGGAGACGUACCAUGGGAAAUGUUUAGUGAAUCAUGCAAGAGGCUGAGGAUCAUGAAGAGAUCAGAUGCCAAGGGUAUUGGACUUCGUGUGAAAAGCUCACUCAAGAAUGUUCCAAAAGAUGGAUCAUCCAAAUAUUGCUAGUGAAAUUAAUGGAGUACAAAAAGACUCAUUAAUUUCUCUAUUCAUCUAGACCUUUUCUUUUUUAUCUUUUUUUUUAUUUAUUAUUAUUUGUAUUUUUUGUUUGUUUUGGUGUUCGUUUAUGAAAUCAAGCAGGUAAUACUUGCUUGAAUUGUAACGUGUGCCUCCCAUGUUAGGUUGGAUAGAACCCUAUACAUGGAAGAUAAUUUGCCUUCCCAAUGGAUAUUAAAUUUGUAUUUAUUUUUAAUUAAUGUCUUUAAGAGUAGAAUAUAUCCUUUGUCA
This is a messenger RNA of Cornus florida, 932 nucleotides long. Its product is annotated as auxin-induced protein IAA6-like. The transcript has 3 exons. The record is from RefSeq and is a predicted model, not a curated record. Gene Ontology annotation, biological process: regulation of DNA-templated transcription. Gene Ontology annotation, cellular component: nucleus. The coding region runs from base 84 to 653 and encodes 189 amino acids. NCBI's taxonomy places the organism in Eukaryota, Viridiplantae, Streptophyta, Magnoliopsida, Cornales, Cornaceae. Gene Ontology annotation, molecular function: protein binding.